CCGUGCUUUGCCUCUGCGUGUGCGGCCGUUGUGGGUUGGUCUGCCGCAACCCAACACAGCACGGCUAAGGGGAUGGGGCUGUAUGGUUAUUGAUGAGGUGGAUGAGGAGGGAGAUAGCAAGAGAUCAGGAGAGAGAGAGAGAGAAAGGGAGAAAGGGAGAAAGAGAGGGGGAGGAAUGGGCGGGGAUCCAUGACAUGGCAGUCCUAGGAAGCCUUCGGGAUGUUUGGUCGGUAGGGAGUGCUAUCAGUGGAAGGUAAAGGUGUUUUACAUGCUAAAUCAAUUGGAUCAUUAUGGGUCAACUACAUGUGCUUAGAGGACUGGGCCGUUGGCUACGCUAGGUGAUUACUAGAGCUGGACAUACACCUGCAGUAUGGGACUCACCUGCUUCAAGUCUUGGAAGUACAACAGCGCCACUCAGAAAGGUGGGAACAGAGACGUGCUGGUCAGCCCUGGCUCAUAUUUCUUCCUCUCCAACAGCUGUGGUCAGGGAGAGGAGUGGCUCAAGACCCUCAACAAGGGUGUCUGGAUACCCUUUACAGGCGUGUUUGGCCAGCGGUUGGAGGAGACUGUUCUGUACGAGCGGCGUUACGGGGUCCACAUGGCACCUCUGGUGGUGGAGCAGUGUGUGGACUUCAUCCGGGAGCGGGGGCUUCUGGAGGUAGGGCUGUUCCGCCAGCCAGGCCAGGCCACGCUGGUCAAAGAGUUGCAGGAUGCCUUCGACGCUGGGGAGAAGCCCUCCUUUGACAGCAGUACAGACGUGCACACCGUGGCGUCUCUCCUGAAGCUUUAUCUGCGGGAGCUGCCAGAACCACUCGUGCCUUUCUCCAGAUACCAGGACUUCCUGGUGUGUGGCAAAAAGAUCUCCUCUGAGAGGAAGCACGGUUUGACAGAACUACAGCAUCUUAUUCAUGAACUUCCAGUGGCUAACUUUAACCUGCUAAACUACAUCUGCCAGUUUUUGAACGAAGUCCAGUCCUAUUCCAGCGGCAACAAGAUGAGCACCCAGAACUUGGCGACUGUUUUCGGGCCUAACAUCCUACGACCCAAAGCUGAAGAUCCAGAGAGUAUCAUUGGAGGGGCAGCCGUGGUGCAGCAGCUCAUGUCUGAGCUGAUCAGGGAGCACCGGUGCCUUUUCUCCAGGGAGGGGAGAGACGUAGACGCCCCCGGUUCCUCACGACCAGACUCUUACCCCUGUCAUAUAUGGAAAGGAGACCCAUUCGAGGGGGCGCACACCCAGCCCCAGUCGCAUGACUCCAGGCUGGGCAUAACAGCCAAGCUCCUCCCCCAACAACAGCUAGCCCACCAUCCUUCCCCUUGCUCCCGCCAGCUCUCCGUGCCUCUGAUUGCUGAGAGGAGAGGGUCGGCCCAAAGCCGGCGUGAAACCAGCUUAGCCUCACGCCUGUUCAACACAGACAACCAGCAGCCAGCUGAGGGGUUCUCUCCAUUGAUCCCUGCUGUUGGGUCUCUGUACCACAGAUACACUCUGUCCCAGUCAGAGUCCCAGCCCCCUGAGAAAGCACACAGCCCCCACCUUCACCCUCACCCUGCCUCCCCACUCACAGCCUCUGCUUCCACUGUGACGAUACAGGCUGACCCAGACCACAGCAGCAGCAUGCUGCCCAGUGGCUGGACAGGCCCAGAUGAUCCCAGCUGGGCUGCAGAGCAGGGGACCACUGGCACCAGUGGAAGCAGUGAGGCUCAGGACAGCACUCUGUCUGUCUAUGACAACUUGGACACACUCCAAUGCAUGGAUGAGGUGGCUGCUGAUGGUGGUGCGGGCAGCCCAGCUGGUACAGUGGAGGUGGAGGCGGGCACGGCAAGCGUGGCAGACACCAGCAACUCCUGGUCCUCCUUUGAGAUCCUGCACCUGGACGACAGUGGGAGUGGUGUGGUUAGAGCUAGCCUAGGACGGGGGUCCACCAGGUUCCCCUCCUUCAGGACUGACCCAGGAGAGGAGGACCUCCAUCCUAACUCCCCAGCCUCCUCCUCUGUCCCCAUUGAUGACCCCCUGAGCACGGGCAGCUCGGAGGUCUUCCUGCCCUCUGCUCCCCCUGACCCCCACGGCCCCCCGGCCUCCCAGGCCAUGUACUGUCUCCUGGCUGGCCUCAGGCAACAGAUGGCCAGGCAGAGGGCUGAGUUCGAGGCCAAAAUCCAGAGGUUUGAGCUGCGUAACGAGGCCCUCCAUGGGGAGGUGGUGGGACUGCGGGCCAGCCUGGAGCAGCAGCGCCGCUGGUACAGCGUGGCCGAGAUCAAGAUCCGCAAUGUGGAGCGUGCCCGGGCCGACGCCGACCGCCGCAACACCACGCUGCAGAGGGAGAUGGAGCAGUUCUUUGACACCUUCGGAGAGCUGAGAGCUGAGACCAGGAAGAGCGAGCGCAUCGUACAGAGCUUCUGAUGGCCAGUCAGAUUAGAGAAAGAUUACACUAUCAGAGCACUACAACAGCAGCAUCAGGAGCAUGCAAACACCCAUGAUCUGAAUGGAAUGUAAAUUGAACUGUCUGUUGCCAUGAUAAAUCCAUAUUGGAUUUGUCUCAUAAUGAUACAUGUUUGAGGAUGGUUCUAAGAAAGCUUUGAGAUGGAACCAGCUGGGAUGGACAACUCUACUCGGAUGCCUUGGACCUAAUAUAGUUCAACCAGACACAUUGACAACCAUACCAGAACAGAAUGAGAUGGAGACGAUGGAGAGUAACACAAGCUAUUGAACUCACUAAAAGUUUCUAUGACUGAAAUGAGCCCUAUAAUAUACAGAAUCAAAGCUUGGAGAAUGACACUUACUGGAUCUAUAAUGGAAUAUAUUGGCUGACAGCUGGCCGUUGGGAUAACAGAGCCCCAGACCCAAUCAGUAAGUCCUGAGCCACAUAGGAAAAGUACUGAAAGAGAUGUGGAACACCGUGAUCGUCUAGGAAUUAACAGAACAAGCCCAUGGACCAGGGGUAUUCAAAUCUUACCCUAUGAGGUCCGGACUACUGCUGGUUUUAUGUUCUACCUUAAAAUGAAUUGCACCCACAUGGUGACCUAGGUCUAAAUAAAUUCCUGAUUAGAGGGAAAUAAUUUUUUAAAAAAGCAGUGAAACUGGCUUCGAGGUACAGAUUUGAAUUUGAGGGCCAUAGAAAAACAAGGUGUUGAAAUGCAGAAAGGAUGCACUAUUCCCAAUCUUUGACAAAAUCCCACAUCCAUUUAGACACCGUGUGAAAGCUGAUCUUAAAUAGAUUCUGAUUUAGUGUAUCCAAGUAUUUGCAUAUUGUUCUGAGUUUGUCUAAGAGUCUAAGAAAAGACUAAUGUUACUGAUGCAUUUUUUCCCACUGCUAUAAUUAUGAAUGAUUAUAUAAUUUGGGACCCAUCUGAACACUAUUUGAUGACAGAACAGGCUGAGUAACACCUUUCAACAGUUCAAAUUGUAUUUGUCACAUGCUUCGUAAACAACAGGUGUAGACUAACAGUGAAAUGCUUACUUACGGGUCCU
Molecule: messenger RNA, 3463 nt
Organism: Coregonus clupeaformis (lake whitefish)
Lineage: Eukaryota; Metazoa; Chordata; Actinopteri; Salmoniformes; Salmonidae
Product: rho GTPase-activating protein 24
Exons: 8
Coding region: 371-2395 (674 amino acids)
Biological process (GO): negative regulation of Rac protein signal transduction; activation of GTPase activity; signal transduction
Cellular component (GO): focal adhesion
Molecular function (GO): GTPase activator activity
Source: RefSeq, a predicted model, not a curated record